Messenger RNA from Triplophysa rosa, 2973 nucleotides. It is a transcript of the gene top3b, whose product is annotated as DNA topoisomerase III beta. Gene Ontology annotation, cellular component: nucleus. Gene Ontology annotation, molecular function: DNA binding; DNA topoisomerase type I (single strand cut, ATP-independent) activity. The transcript is spliced from 18 exons. NCBI's taxonomy places the organism in Eukaryota, Metazoa, Chordata, Actinopteri, Cypriniformes, Nemacheilidae. Gene Ontology annotation, biological process: DNA topological change. The coding region runs from base 99 to 2681 and encodes 860 amino acids. The record is from RefSeq and is a predicted model, not a curated record.
GUUGAACACACCAACCGGAACUUAACGUGUUUGACUGUUUCGUGGCUCCAUAGACCGGUUUGAUUGACGUGUAUCAGUAGUGAAUCCUUGCAGCAGAUAUGAGGACUGUGUUCAUGGUGGCUGAGAAGCCCUCUCUUGCUCAGUCUAUUGCCAAAAUCCUCUCUAAAGGUAGCUGUUUAACCCGGAAGGGACUGAACGGAGCAUGCUCAGUCCACGAGUACACUGGAAACUUCGAGGGCCAAAACAUGAGGUUCAAGAUGACAUCAGUGUGCGGACACGUCAUGAGUCUGGACUUCAUCGGAAAAUAUAACAACUGGGAUAAAGUCGAUCCAGCCGAGCUGUUCAGUAAAGCACCGACUGAGAAGAAGGAAGCAAACCCCAAACUAAAUAUGGUCAAAUUCCUUCAGGUUGAAGCUAAAGGUUGUGAUUAUGUUGUCCUGUGGUUGGACUGCGAUAAAGAAGGAGAAAACAUUUGUUUUGAGGUGUUGGAUGCCAUUCAGCCGUUUAUGAAUAAAUCUUACGGUCAUGAGUGUACCGUGUACCGGGCCAAGUUCAGCUCCAUCACAGACACUGAUAUCUGCAACGCAAUGAACCGACUCGGAGAGCCCAACAAGAACGAAGCUUUGUCUGUAGACGCACGUCAAGAACUGGACCUCAGAAUCGGCUGCGCUUUCACACGUUUCCAGACCAAGUACUUCCAGGGAAAAUAUGGGAAUUUGGACUCCUCUUUGAUUUCCUUCGGCCCCUGUCAGACCCCCACACUGGGUUUCUGUGUGGAUCGUCAUGAUAAGAUCCAGUCCUUCAAACCCGAGUCAUACUGGGUUGUUCAGGCAAAGGUUUUUAAGGGGAAGGACAGCCCGCUCACAUUGGACUGGGACCGUGUGCGAGUAUUUGACCGUGAUGUUGGUCAGAUGUUUGUCAACAUCGCAAAAACAGCAAAGGAGGCUAAGGUUGAUUCUGUGACGAAGAAGGAGAAAGCCAAGCAGAGACCUCUUGCAUUAAACACAGUGGAGAUGUUAAGAGUCGGCAGCUCUGCUUUAGGAAUGGGUCCCCAGCACACUAUGCAGAUAGCAGAACGUCUCUACACGCAGGGUUACAUCAGCUACCCUCGUACAGAGACUACACAUUACCCUGAGAACUUUGACCUCAAGAGCACCCUCAGACAACAGGCCAACAGCUCCUUCUGGGGCGAAACGGUUAAAGCUCUGAUCUCAGAGGGCAUUAACAGGCCGAGGAAAGGGGCGGAUGCUGGAGAUCACCCACCGAUCACACCUAUGAGAGCGGCGUCUGAGAGCGAGCUGGGGAGUGACGGUUGGCGUCUGUACGAUUACAUCACACGUCACUUCAUAGCGACGGUCAGCCACGACUGUAAAUUUCUCCAGACCACGAUAUCUUUCAGUAUCGCCACAGAGACGUUCACAUGCACCGGAAAGACGCUCAUUUCUGCUGGGUACACUGAGGUGAUGCCCUGGCAGGGUAUUCCACUGGAAGAGGCUUUACCCGUGUGUGAGAGAGGAGACACUUUUACAGUGGACGAGAUCAAACUGCUGGAGAAACAAACCAAUCCACCAGAUUACCUCACUGAGGCCGAGCUCAUCACACUGAUGGAGAAACACGGCAUCGGUACGGAUGCCAGCAUCCCUGUCCACAUUAACAACAUCUGCCAGAGGAACUACGUGACUGUUGAAACUGGCCGUAAACUCAAACCCACCAACCUGGGAAUUGUUCUGGUUCACGGUUACUAUAAAAUUGAUGCAGAUUUGGUCUUGCCCACUAUCCGGAGCGCUGUGGAGAAGCAGCUGACUCUGAUCGCUUUAGGAAAAGCAAACUUUGAUCAGGUCUUGCAGCACACUCUGGAUAUAUUCAAGAGGAAGUUUCACUACUUUGUGGACUCGAUUUCUGGUAUGGAUGAAUUAAUGGAGGUGUCGUUCUCUCCGAUCGCUGCCACGGGGAAGCCACUGUCUCGAUGUGGCAAGUGCCAUCGCUUCAUGAAAUACAUACAGGCUAAACCCAGUCGCCUGCACUGCUCGCACUGCGAUGAGACCUACAGUUUACCACAGAACGGAGCAAUAAAACUGUACAAGGAGCUGAGGUGUCCUCUAGAUGAGUUUGAGCUGGUGCUCUGGACGUCAGGAUCUCGAGGCAAAAGCUACCCUGUGUGUCCAUACUGCUUCAGCAAUCCUCCCUUUAGAGACAUGAAGAAAGGAAUGGGCUGUAAUGAAUGCACCCACCCGUCCUGUCAACACUCCCUCAACUCUCUCGGCAUUGGUCAGUGCGUCGAAUGCGAGACGGGCGUCCUCGUCUUCGAUCCCACCCCUGGGCCGAAGUGGCGCAUGUCUUGCAACAAAUGCAACGUGGUGGUGCAUUUCUUCGAGAACGCACAUAAAGUACAGGUGUCCCAGGACAGCUGCGAGUCCUGCGAAGCCUCCCUGGUCUCUGUGGACUUUAAGACGCGCUCGCCGUUUCCUGACGGUGAUACUCAGCACACCGGCUGCGUGUUUUGCGACCCUGCGUUCCAGGAUCUUGUGGAGUUGAAACACGCGACCAUGCGGCAUCCUAUGCACCGGGCAGGAGGGGCACGGAGAGGGAGGGGGAAGGGACGAGGGAGGAGACCGGUGGGGAGAGGGAAUCCUAAAAAACCCAAGGAUAAAAUGGCAGCGUUGGCUGCGUAUUUUGUAUAGAAGUGUCUGUUGUGUAGUAAAACUCAAAGCCAUGUUAACAAAACAAAUGAGCAAUAACAGCAAUAAAGUUUUAGUUUAAAACUGUCAUCUGUGUUUCUGUGUCUUUGAAUGAUUAUAUGCGAUACAUUUACAUGCAAUACAAGACAUUUCAGACAGCCGUUUCGUAGGAUUGUCCAUGUGUGUAGUAUGUUUGAUGGCUAGCAGAAAGAUACUAACACACAGCUGCAGAAAAAUCAUUUCAAAUAAACAUUUCCCUAGAUGUAUUGUGGUCAUUCCAGUCCCGUGUCUGUUG